This is a messenger RNA of Talaromyces stipitatus ATCC 10500, 2686 nucleotides long. RefSeq lists its product as uncharacterized. The transcript has 3 exons. Lineage: Eukaryota; Fungi; Ascomycota; Eurotiomycetes; Eurotiales; Trichocomaceae. The record is from RefSeq and is a predicted model, not a curated record. Gene Ontology annotation, molecular function: DNA-binding transcription factor activity, RNA polymerase II-specific; zinc ion binding; DNA binding. Gene Ontology annotation, biological process: regulation of DNA-templated transcription; DNA-templated transcription. The coding region runs from base 1 to 2277 and encodes 758 amino acids.
AUGGCUAGAGUACAAAAGAGACCCUCUACCUCGUCCGACAACAAGGAAAUAUCACAUCCGUUCCGAGACUCGUCCUCGCAAAGCUACAAACUAGGGGCCCGUUCCUGUCGAGGCUGUCACCAGCGGAAGAUCCGCUGUGACCGUGGGCUACCCUGCAGCAACUGUUCAAGAUGUGGCAUUACUUGCGUGUAUCCCACCAAGGACACGGACGUGGCCCGGAAAGGUCCCACUCUGCAAAAUAUAUCCAACCGCCUGGAACGAUUGGAAGUUUUGCUUUCACGUUUUGCUGAGAGCAGCCAACUCACUACAGCAUCUGCACUGGGUAGUGGUGGUAGUAGUGGCGUGCCUCAGCCCCAGAUUCAGGUUCAAUCUAGUGCAAAUGCCAAUGCGAUUGGAACUGCAAUCCGAACUCCAUCCAACCAACGCUCUUGCGAGUCAACAUGGGAACUAUUGUUGAAUGAAGAACGAGUUGCUCGGUACGCCAGUAAUUCGAAUAUCGAUAUUCCACCGCGAGAUGAAGAGACCGCUAAAAUUGCUCAAUCCACGGGUUCACAAACGACGCCUUCGCAUCUACAGCACAGUACAAAAUCUCACAACACACUUCCUAGGCAGCCAGAUACUUGUGCUCCUCUAGAAAUGGGUUCAGACGUGCUGGACUUCUAUCCUGAUACACAACUUGCCCUUCAGUUAUGGAAUGUGUAUGUUAAGUCGGUUGAUCCGGUUCUUAAAAUAUUGCAUAUACCAACUGUCCAGUCCACUGUCGUUGCAACUAUUCUGGACCCCUCAUCUGCACAAUCUUCAACAGUCGCGUUGACAUUUGCCAUCUACUUUGCCGCUAUCACGGCCCUAUGCCACGAUGACAACGCGGAAUCAAUUGAGCUGCCCUGUGAGAAACUGGAGAUCUUGAAACGCUAUAAGAUAUGCUUGGACCGACUCCUCAUAGCAACCGAUCUUAUGAAUCGACCUGAUAUGCCAGCAUUACAGGCCCUUGCAAUUUAUGUGACCUGUUUACGGGUGCAUGAAGUUGGCCGCAGUGUAUGGGUCCUCAAUGGGCUGGCGAUCCGGCUUGCCCAGUCGAUUGGCCUACACCGAGACGGUGCCUGCUUUCAACUAAGCCCCUUCGAGACAGAAAUGCGCCUUCGUCUCUGGUGGCAUUUAUGUGUUCUUGACUCCCGUGCCCCUGAGGAUCAAGGAUUUCAACCCACGGUAGAUGUCAUGAACCGAGACCUAAGGCUUCCUCUGAAUGUGAAUGACAAUCAAAUUUACCCAGGCAUGACGCGCUUUCCUGUGGAGUCGGAUGGCUGGACUGAAAUGUCUUUCUUUCUUAUUCAAACUGAAUCGUGCCGACUACUGCAUCCGAUUCUAGAGCUCCAAGAGCAAAACUCCACAGGUGCCUUUCUCAGUAACACCAUAGAGAAACGAAAGAUUAUGGAGGAGCAUGGCCAGUAUUUAUCAGCUAAAUACGGCAUUUUAUCUGGCUCUGGACCACCCAAUGAUCUGUCACGCAUUGCUAUCCAGCAUAUCACUACCGCCGGUAAGAAGAUGGAGUUCGUGUUGCAACUACGAGAGGAGAUCGGCAUGCGAAAGCAAAAAGAGGGUCAGGAGGAUGCGACUCCUGACGUGCUCAAGCUGUCUUUCAAGUUGGCAUGUGAUGGUUUAGAAAGUAGCUAUGUGCUGUUGAAGGAGGAUCUUGCCUCCAGAUUCAGGUGGUUUUUCAACAUGUACACACAAUGGUACGCCCUCGCCUACGUUCUGCGCUGUCUUUGUAGCAGUAGCAUUCCAGGUGGGUUUGAGACCGAACGUGCCUGGGCUUUGGUUGAAGAGCUCUUUCCUCGCAGAAUGAGCCUUCAUGAUCAUUCGGCGGGGAUGCAUGAUGACUAUACGUACGGUGGUAUUUGGGGAUGCCUCAAUCAGCUUCGAUAUCAAGCUUUAUCGUUGAGGCAACACGCACAACUAUCCGUGGCCACUUCAGAAGCUGGGAUGCAUUCGGCCAGCCGUGGUGGAGAUCGUACUGCCCAACUUCUUCCAGAUACAGAGAUCCAGCCGGCCCCUAGCACGACAGCAACAGCUCAUGGAAUAUCUAAUCUUCCCGAAAUAGGUCAAGAGUUAAUUGCUGAUUCCAAUCAAAACAUCUUUUCGUCUCUGGAUAUGACAAUGCCAGAGAUACCGUUUUUGCCGGACUGGAAUGCCGUCAUCAAUGGCUGUUUGAACGAUGAUGGUCACGAGAUGAAUACAUCUUAUUUCUCCAAUAAUACUGUUGAUGCCGCACAAUAUUAGAGCGAUGUGAAAUGGUAAUAGGAUCAGCGAUUUUUUGUACGGUUAUUAGACUCAUAACAGACCUAACUGGCUGUCCAGGGAGUCGAUGCCAGAAGCAGAGAUGAGGGAGCUAAAACCUCUGGUGAUGCUCGUCACAAUCGGAGACACUUUCCCAAAUGGCAACCCUGCUACUAACACCGACUUGUUGGAUGACGUUGCUGCUAGUGGUCUCUCUGUGUGGGAUUGACUCAGUACAUCUAUCAGAGAUAUAGCUGUGCUAUCCAAGGCCCCACCUUGUGCAAUGCGAAGCAGAGCUUGAUAUAGCAGUGAGUAACGGGUUCUUGCAAAAGAACGCACAAUAAUCGCUUCGCAACGAUGGAGUUAAUGUCCACUGGAUAUAGUUAGACCGUUGCUAUGUUUGCUAGUAAAG